Messenger RNA from Ochlerotatus camptorhynchus, 2272 nucleotides. RefSeq names its product protein phosphatase D3 (gene PpD3). The transcript is spliced from 7 exons. Bases 279 to 1796 code for a protein of 505 amino acids. NCBI's taxonomy places the organism in Eukaryota, Metazoa, Arthropoda, Insecta, Diptera, Culicidae. Gene Ontology annotation, molecular function: protein binding; hydrolase activity. The record is from RefSeq and is a predicted model, not a curated record.
UGCGGUUCUUCUGGUCCAAAAUCACAUUCGGCGAUUACAGCGAAGUGCAGCAAUUUUUUCUCAAUUUUUGUAAAGUUUAUUUCUGUGUUGAAAAUACACUCCAACUGCGUUCGAUUAGUUUGAUUUAGUUGCAAACUAGGUGAAACUGGUCAACGAAAACGAAUCCGGGUUAGUUUGAUCCGGAGAACGCUGAAAAGUGCAGUAAAGAAAAAAAAAAGUCGUACCAACUUGGUGCCCCCCCUCCGUGUGUGUGGUAUAUCUAGCUAGAGAGGAGGAAAAUGUCUACAACCGCAACGCCGGAUGAUGGUGCAACCGUGAACCAGACCGCCGAGGAGACGACCACGAAUGACACCAGGAACGUGGAAGCCGAUAAAGCCCGGGCCGAGGAAUUGAAGAACCAGGCCAAUGAGUACUUUAAAAAUAAGGACAACGAAAAAGCCAUCAACCUGUACUCAGAAGCGAUCGAGCUGGACGGCAACAAUGCCAUCUACUAUGCGAACCGUAGCUUCGCCUACCUGCGACAGGAAGCAUUCGGAUAUGCGCUGAACGAUGCCGUCCAGGCGAUCAAGUGCAACCCGGCCUACCUGAAGGGCUACUACCGGAGGGCGGGAGCGCACAUGGCCCUCGGCAAGUUCAAACUGGCCCUGCAAGAUCUGGAGUUUGUGGCGAAGCGGUGCCCCAGCGACAAGGACGCCCAGAUGAAGUACACUGAGUGCAACAAGAUCGUAAAGAAGAUGGCCUUCGAACGGGCGAUUGCCGUCGACAAGCAGGAAAAGAGCCUGCUCGAGAUGUGCCGGGAUCUGGAGUCGGCAACAAUUGAGGCGGACUACGAAGGACCAAAGCUAGAAGACGGCAUAGUGACGCUAGAGUUCAUGAAGCACCUAAUGGAGUGGUACAAGAACGAGAAAAAGCUUCAUAAAAACUUUGCUUAUAGGAUUCUGUGCGACGUGGAAGCUCUGUUCAAAAAGCAACCCCCGCUGGUAGACAUCACCGUGCCGGAUGAGUGCAAGUUCACCGUGUGUGGCGACAUCCACGGUCAGUUUUACGAUUUGCUCAAUAUUUUCGAAAUCAACGGACUGCCUUCGGAAACCAAUCCAUAUCUGUUCAACGGGGACUUCGUAGAUCGGGGUUCGUUCUCGGUGGAGUGCAUAUUCACGUUGUUUGGAUUCAAGCUACUGUAUCCGAACCAUUUCUUCCUGUCGAGAGGCAACCACGAGAGUGUAAAUAUGAACCAAAUGUACGGCUUCACCGGCGAGGUGGUGGCCAAGUACUCGCAAACCAUGUCGGAGAUGUUCACGAUCGUGUACAACUGGCUUCCGCUGUGUCACUGCAUCAACCAGAAGGUGCUGGUCAUGCAUGGUGGUCUGUUCUCGAAGGACGGAGUAUCGCUGGACGAUAUCCGGGCGAUCGAUCGGAACAGGCAACCACCGGAGGAGGGACUGAUGUGUGAGUUGUUGUGGUCCGAUCCGCAGCCACAGAAUGGGCGGGCCCCAUCCAAACGUGGCGUCGGAAUCCAGUUCGGGCCGGACGUGACGAAAGCCUUCCUAGCGCAUAACAAAUUGGAUUACGUCGUUCGAAGUCACGAGGUCAAGGACGACGGAUACGAGGUGGCUCACGAUGGCAAAUGCAUCACGGUGUUCUCGGCACCCAACUAUUGUGACGCCAUGGGUAACUUAGGAGCAUUCAUCAACCUGAAAGGAAACGAUUUGACGCCCCAGUACAAAACCUACGCUGCUGUUCCGCAUCCCAAGGUCAAACCGAUGGCGUAUGCCAGCUCGUUAAGUCUUCUUGCGUAGUACCUUGGACUAGCGAAAACUGCCAAAAUUAAGCUGAACAGUACGGAACGAACGCGGCAUUCGUCGAUGAAUAAGAAGAAGAAGAAGCAUGCACCGGCCAGGUAUAUUUGUUCCAGUGAAAGAAAAAACGCUACCACAAGCGUUACCACCGUUCUGUUUACGAGACACAUUUUCGUUUUUUACAAGCUGUUUGAAAUUGUAGAGAUAUUGCUCUUUAAAUUUUUAAUUUUUAUUUUUAUUAGUCCUAACAAAAUAAUGGCUGGCAUUGAGUUUGAUGAAUUUUUUUGUUUUUUACGUGGCAAAUCAACAAUAAAAAUGUAUGGGGAAUCGAGAAAAAUAAUUUUAUUUGUUUAGUUUCUGUUUAUUUAAAAUACGUUUUCAAACAUACAGAAGAAAAAAAAACGGAACAGUUGUUUAGUUCUAGACUGUUAGGUUACAGCCGAAAGCUUACAAAAAAUAUAAUUAAGACAAACAAA